Messenger RNA from Pelmatolapia mariae (spotted tilapia), 11226 nucleotides. RefSeq lists its product as uncharacterized. NCBI's taxonomy places the organism in Eukaryota, Metazoa, Chordata, Actinopteri, Cichliformes, Cichlidae. Gene Ontology annotation, molecular function: nucleic acid binding; zinc ion binding. The transcript has 34 exons. Gene Ontology annotation, cellular component: nucleus. The coding region runs from base 380 to 9994 and encodes 3204 amino acids. The record is from RefSeq and is a predicted model, not a curated record.
GUUUCCUUUCCGUUAGCAAAGCUGUAGAUUGCAAGAAGUUCGUCGCGAGGAUACAUUUGAGCACAUCAGAACAAAGGGAUUACACACAUAUAAAGCACGCUUUCCAUUGCCAUCGAAGCGUUACACCCCUUUUCUUGCACCAGGGCCCCAACAGAGCCCUCUACUUGGUGGGCUCCCAGGGAGCUCUUUACUGAUCGGACAGCAAGCUGCAUGGUUGCGGCUAGCUCAGCUGAAAGCCCACCUUGCGUUGACACAGAUAAAUAAUGCUGUUGCUGUUGGUGGCCGAACCAACACACCUGUCCCAUUUAUACCCACAACACCCCCUUGCCCGACUGCUGCAGCCAUUAGUCUACUAAACCUUCUGAAGGUUGCUAACACUAUGUCCCAUCCCUUAUAUAACCCCUAUGCCUCUGGGAAUCAAAGUUCAGCCCAGGGGCGCUAUGGACAGUCCAGUAUGCAGGCAGAGGGAGACUCUCAUAAGACGACAUCUCAUCUUGGGCCUGGGUCCAGCUUUAGCUCUUCUGGAGUUUCAUCUGCGACUCCUGCAAACAUGCAUAUAAGCAGAGCCAGAGAGGAGGUGAGGAAUCAGCCUGUAAACAAGAGCAGUCAUCUUACCAGCACUCAAAGAGAUGAGUAUCAUUCUUCAAGCAAAGAUGUGACUUCCUACGUGUUGUCCUCAACCUCUCAAAAACCCCCUGUUGCAAGUAGCACUAGCUCCAUGGACUGGUUGCCAAGCUACAAACGGGAAACUGAGGAUGAUUCGGCUAAAUACUGUUCAUCAUCUGCUUCAUUGAGCUAUCAAAGCACUGGUGACGGUAGGUUUAAUGCCUCGAAUGAAAGAGAGCGCAAUGUGCAAUCCAUUCCAGGCUUAGGUGAUUAUGACUAUCCAGUGCCAGACAAACCUGUGGGCUCUGCAGAUUCUACUCGUCCCAAGUACACUUCAGAAACAGCUGUGAACAUCCUUAAGGACUUUGGACUUGAAAAAGAGGACCUGGAACAUCUGAUCUCAUACCCCGAGGAUCAGAUCACUCCUGACAACCUGCCUUUUAUGUUACGACAAAUCCGCAUGGAAAAGGCAAAGAGAUCUGCAACGGCAGGUCCGUCAAAAUCCUACUUUGAUCCUCAUUCCACCACAAGUAUGAGUGGAAGGGAAAGGUUGAGUACUUCAAGAGGCGAAGGGAUGUGUCAGGAUGAAUCGUCACCUAUUGUCCAACUGAGUAAAGUGAUUGAUUAUGGACAUACUGGCAAAUAUACUGGAAGCUUUGGGGAUGAGAUUGGAAGGAGCAGCAGUAGAGCCAGUAGUGGUGGAAGUACGCUGCUGAUGGGCUCUUAUGAUAGCAGUGGUCUCAGUCGAGAACCACUACAAAAAAGUAUGACAGAGGUGAAAAACAGCACCUUGGUUUCUUCCUGUGAUCAAGGCAGCUCUUUUACCAGUCAUGGCUCAAUGCAAAGCAGUGGUCCAGCUCAACAACUGCACACCCAACCAAACCAGUCAUCUCAAGAAAUCUUCAAAGGUUUCUCUCUGCCAAAGACAGACACAGACAUAAGACCUCCUAAAGCAGAAGUCACUAAAGCCCUUUCUUUGAAAGAGCAAGAUCGCCAGUCAGCAUCAAAAAGCCAACUAACUCCCAAUAUAGUUCGUAGUGUGCAUCCCAGCCGACCUGGCCUUGUACUCAUUGGCAGCAGCAGCAAGGACAUUCACAUCAAAGAAAAGAGUAAGACUCACGGGCAAGUACCAAAUGUUUCUGAGCAGAUGAACAAACAGCAAAUGCAGCAGAAGCAGGUACAACAGCAACAGGUGAAACAGACAAUGCAACAACCACCACCAAAGCAGCAGAUGCAGCAGAUGCAGCAACAGUUGAAGCAACAGCAGACGCAGCAGUCAAAGCAGCAGCAGAUGCAACAGAUGCAACAGCAACAACUGAAGCAGCAGCAGACGCAACAGCAACAACUGAAGCAGCAGCAGACGCAACAGCAACAACUGAAGCAGCAGCAGACGCAACAGCAACAACUGAAGCAGCAGCAGACGCAACAGCAACAACUGAAGCAGCAGCAGACGCAACAGCAACAACUGAAGCAGCAGCAGACGCAACAGCAACAACUGAAGCAGCAGCAGACGCAACAGCAACAACUGACGCAGCAGCAGAUGCAACAGCAACAACUGAAGCAGCAGCAGACGCAACAGUCAAAGCAGCAGCAACUGAAGCAGCAGCAGCAACUGACGCAGCAGCAGACGCAACAGUCAAAGCAGCAGCAACAACUGACGCAGCAGCAGCAACUGAAGCAGCAGCAGACACAACAGCAGCAGCAGCAGACGCAACAGCAGCAGCAGCAGCAGACGCAACAGCAGCAGCAGCAGCAGACGCAACAGCAGCAGCAGCAGCAGACGCAACAACAGCAGCAGCAGCAGCAGACGCAACAACAACUACUGAAGCAGCAGCAGCAGAUACAACAGCAGCAACUGAAGCAGCAGCAGACGGCCCAGGUACCUCACCUGCCGAUCGGGUUGCAGCAGAUGCAGACUCAGCCAGCUGUGCAUAUGGGACAAGCUUUGCAGUCUCAAGUUUUUUCGGGUGCAAAGCCAGUUCCACAGCCGUCCCACAUGCCAGGGCUCAUGAUGCCUGUUGCUCUGGGUUACUCUCCGCUAAUGCAGAACCUCAUGAAUUUCAUUCAUAUACCGCAGCCUGCUUCCACCAAGCAGCUUCCAGCAAAGGUAGAAGUGACAACGAACAUCCCAGUGUUGGCCCAGAUGCAAGACUACACUGACGCUUCACCUAGGGUCUUUCCUCAUACCUGCUCUUUAUGUAACAAGGAAUGUAAUCAGACGAAGGAUUGGGUGUCCCACCAGAAAACCAGCCUUCACAUCGAGAACUGCAAACUUCUGCAAAAGCGAUACCCAGAGUGGAACGGUGAAAUAGCAUCACUGCUAGGUGCAUCAGGUGCCAAGCCCUCUCCCUCAACUUCUGAUGAGACUUCCCAGAAGAAAACCAGACAUGAGAGUCGUUCCCGUUCCUGCAGCCCCCGGAGCCAUCGUGACUCAGAGCGUAGCAGGGACAGGCGAAGUAGCCAUUCCCGCUCUCGCAGCCCCCGCACUCGUCGUGACUCGGAGCGAAGAAGAAAUAGACCAAGUAGCCGUUCCCGCUCCCGCAGCCCCCGCAGCCCCCGCAGCCCCCGCACUCAUCGUGACUCAAAGCGAAGAAGAAAUAGACCAAGUAGCCGUUCCCGCUCCCGCAGCCCCCGCACUCAUCGUGACUCAAAGCGAAGAAGAAAUAGACCAAGUAGCCGCUCCCGCUCUCGCAGCCCCCGCACUCAACGUGACUCGGAGCGAAGAAGAAAUAGACGAAGCAGCCGUUCCCGCUCUGGCAGCCCACAUCGCCGCCGUGACUUGGAGCGUAGGAGGGACAGACGAAGUAGUCAUUCCCGUUCUCGAUCACGCAGCCCCCGAAGGGAGAGACACAGAAGCCGAUCACGAUCUCCCUACAGCUCCAGACGUAAACGCAGGUCCCGGUCUCAUUCUGACUCCUCAUGGUAUGACCGUCCUUCCUCUUCCCGAUAUCGAUCACGGUCAAGGAGCCGUGAGAGACGAUCCUCGCCGAGAAGAAGAGAUGAGAAACGUUCACCACCGAGGAGAAGCUGGGAGAAGAUCGCAAAGAAACUGCUGGAAACAUCAGCUCUCCAGUCCUUAUCAAAACAGUCUGACAAGGAGACUGUCGUCAAAACCGUGCUGGCUGAGCUAGCCAAGAGGAAGUCGUCCCCAUCAACAUCAUCAUCGUCCUCACGUUCUGCAUCUCCAGAAACAACUAAAGGGAGGCCUAGCACAGAGAAGACAAAGGCUGCUAAAUCUUCCCCUCCGACCAUGGUGAAGCUACAAGGGAUUGUCAGUAGUCUCUCUCACAGUGAAGUGAUGUCUGCUGUGGAGAAAUUUGGAAAAACCAAGUCAGUUGAUUUGUUUAGGUCAAAAUUACAGGCAGUUGUGUGUUUCGAGAAACAGGAAGAUGCUGAGAAACUGAAGAGCUUAAAGAACUUUGACAUAAAAGAAGUAACCGUCAGUGUUGUUAAUGAAAAGGAAAUUGCAGCCAAGGAAACCACAAAAAGCAAACUGGAAACUACAGGAAAAGUGUCGGUUUCCAAAGCGAAAAACAUCUCAGCUGAGCAGAAAGCUAAAACUGUAAAAACUGGCGAUAAGGCUGAAGAAGCAGCUUCAAGCCUCGAAAAAUCUAAGAGUAAAUCUACAAAGAGUCCCGAAAAGCAGCCUAACACCAGUGAUUUGAAACGGAAACCUAAACCCAAAGGGUCUCAAACCGGUGCUAAAGAAGCUGUGAUGGCACCUAAAAAUACAGCCAAUGCUAUGAAGGCUGUUGAACCCAUUAAAGGUGCUGCAGUUGACGGUGAGCCAAAAGUCUUGACUUCCAAAGCAGAAAUGGCCUCAACCACGCAGAAAUCUAAAACAGCAGGAACCGUGAAAAAAGAAAAAGUGGAUCCAUCUAAAUCAACAACGUCAGAGAAUAAGCCUGAUGUAGAGACAAAACACAAGAAACCUGAAACAGAGAUUCAUGAAUCUGCGAUGAGCUCUAAAGGUGAAGCACGAAAAGCAUCAGCUUCUGGAAGGGAGGACCACACAGAGCCUAUGGAAGUUGAAGCUUCUGCUGAACGCAAAGAUAAUCAGGUGUUACCAGCUAUAUCUAGUGAGAAUCAACUACCAACUAAUGCAGCUGAGACCAAGCCAAAUAUAUCACCACCAAAACCUACUGAUCCACCUCAGAAACCACAAACUGCCAUCAAAAGUCCAGAAGAUUCACUCAAAGCUUCAGAACAGACCGAGCAGAGUUCAGAUUCUGCUGUACAAGAAGAAACACAACAGCAGACUGCAGGAAAAUCACCUGAGAUUUCUGUGGAGGCAAAGCAGACAGUUGAAAGUGUAGAAACGGUUACAAAGGACAAAGUCUCUGUGACUGCAAAGAAGAUCUCAAAGUAUCCGGACGCUCCUACCCACCCAACAUUUGGGGAGCGGAUAGAAAAGCAACUGUGUCCAGAAAAAAUCCGUUGUCUCAAGACAGUCAGACUUCCCAAUUCAAAGCUUGUUUCUCUUAAUUACAAGAUGCUGUUAAUAAGCAACCUGCCUAAGUAUCGUGAUGGCUGUUAUGCAGAGGAGGACAUCGCCAGUCUGCUCACUCCACACAGAUUUGAAUAUUAUCACGACACGAUCUACGUUAUACCACAGGCACGCAUGGCUUUUGCCCUCAUGCCAACAGUAGAGGCAGCCAAAAACAUCAUGCUAGUAUCAGAAAGACUUAAAUUUAUUCUCAAUGGGUCCAAACUUCGACUGCAGGUUGUGAAGAGCAGGAAUAUCAAGACCCCGCUUGAUUUUUAUAAGUAUCUGAUGAAUCGGCUGUGUUAUGUUAUGAAGGAAGAGACAGAUAUUGGAGCACGGACAAUCUACAUCAGGAACAUCUCACCAGGCGAGUCCCGGGAUCUCCGAGAAGCUUUGGGAAAAAUCGGUAUUGUAAGAAACUACCUGCCUCUUCUCAACAAGGUGUUAAUUGAAUUUGACUCUCCGUGUGAUGCUGAUCGCCUCGGUGUUUGGUACAGCCUUCUAAAACGGGCCACCGGCCACAAAUUGUCAAGGGUGGAAAUACCACACAGUGGAUUUACGUCACUGCCACCAAGAUUGCCACACAAAGCUUUGCCAGACAGCGAGGUUGCUGUUGACGGGGCAGCUGUCCCAACAGAAGAUAUUACCAUCCCACAAUGCAGCACUUCACCAUAUUGGAUCACAAUGACAACUAGUCCCUUUGUGUUCCCCACUGUCUCUCCUUGGUUCACAAUCCCAGAGUAUUUAACUGUCAGGGAACCUGAUGACAUUGAGAAGGCCCAAUCUCAAGGUCCUACGUUCUCCACGAUCAUGUUGACCGGUUUGCCAGAAGGAAACUACAGACAGGAGGAUGUCGCUAAGCUGGUGUGGCGUUACUUCCCUGAUCAGACUCUUCAGACUCUGUACUACAACAUAAUCGUUUUAUCACUGCAGAGGAGGGCCUUUGUGUUUUUUAACAGCUGGGAUGCGUGCUGCGAUUUCGCCAGAGAUUACCUCAAAGAUCAAGUUACAGUUGGAGAGUGGAGACUCGGAAUCCACAUUGUUUUACAAGACAUGCUUCCUGGUUCAAGUGAGGAGAGCAUGUACAGAAGCAUGAUGAAAUGGAGCAGCACUCAUGUUCCAGAGUCUGAGUCUCUGGAGGACCGGCUGCUGAUUGUGGAGGUCUCCCAGGUGAAUGUGGACCUUUUCGUGAAGAUCGUGAAAGUGGUGGCUUCCAUUACUGCUUUUGUCAGAUUUUUGCCGCUUGGCAACAGGAUAUGCAUUGAGAUGGCUGAACCUGAUGGAUUAACACAGGUGAUGGAGAGCAAUGUCGCCAAGGACUAUUUUUCUUCUUGGAGUAAAGUCGGACGUAUUGAGUCUUUGAAGAGCCUGAAACAGCGUCUGCAAGACUCAGGUGAGAACACAGUUGACCUCAAACUGGAAAGCGGGAAGGCUGCAGAAUCGACCGUUGCCCCUCAGCCAAGUGAGGAAGGCGAGAAAGCAGCAGUGAAGGAAGACGGGCCAACACAAGCUUCGGUCACUGCUCCUGAUGCAAACGCCGCCCCCACCGCUUCUAGCGAUGCUCCAACAGGCCCAGUCAAGUCUGAGGCAAAAGACUCAAAACUUCCUCGCAUGAACGAGGACAUUUUCAUGGCGCUUCGUGAGCAUAGGCAGGGUCUAGGAAGCAGGGCACAGAGCAAGGAAAGAGAGAGCAAAAGCAGCAGCCCUAGUAGGGCACAGGAUGAAGACGCACCAAAUGAAAAGGUUCAAGUUGAUAAUUUAGAGAAGAAAGUUUCUUCAGAGAGCCGCCCUUUUGGUGAGCCGGAUUUAAAUGUGGAGGACUUUGUCACUGUUGAUGAAAUUAACGAUGACGCGGCAAUCGCAGACCCUAAUGAUGAAAGCACCUCUUCAACCAAGUCCACAAAGAAUAAAGAAAGUCAAAGCUUAGCUGCAUCUCCUGCUUCCAAACGAACCUCAGCGAGGUCCUCCAAAGACUCCAGCAGCUCAGUCUCUUCCUCAUCCAAGCCCACGAAAUUUUCUGAGAAAAACAGUUCAACCUCCUCACUACAAAAAAGUAAAGACCCAUCUGAAUCCACCAAACCCGAAUCCUCUGCGAGUGUCAGUAAGCCCGUCUCCUUUUCUGGUGAGAAAACACAGCCAAGCAAAUCUCCAGACAAAUCGUCACAUCCUUUCUCCUCGGGUUAUAGGACCCGUUCAUCAAAGAUGGCUUCAAUCGCUGCUGCAGAGCUAACGGAGGAAAGUACAGCAACAAAGGCUGACCUCAAAGUGUCAGCAAAGGAAAAUCAAACUAAAAUGGAAACAUCAUCAGGGACACAGCCACCUGCAGAGGGAGAGGGAUUAGGGAUGAAGAGCCAAACACAGACUCUGGACAUUGAAUGUAAGGAUGACGCACACAAAGAGUCAAAGAAAAGCAUGAACCAAACUCCAAGGUCCAGUGCAGAUGGAAAAGAAAUGAAUGAGGAGAUGCUCUCAGAAAAAUCAAACAAAGCUUUUAAAUCAUUUUGUCAAACUCCAAAUGAUGAAGAACAAGAAAACAAAGGGAGUUCAGCAGAUGUUGCUGAGAAGUUAGAUUCAGUCAAUGAUCACACUGGAGGAGAAGAUGACGGAAAGAAACGUAAUACUCAGAGCCAGCAGGUAUCUAAAGCAGUCACUGAGGGAACUGAAGAAGAGGAAGAAGCUUACCGGGUAAUUGAUUCUGUGGAAGAAGAGCCAGCGACCACAGAGACUGAGGCAGAGGCUGAGAACAAGGAGGAAAAAACGAAGAAAGAUGUUGAAGCGGCUAAACGAGCUGAAAGACCAACAAGGAGGGGUGGACCGAGAACCAGAACAUCUAAAAGAGAGGAGAAAGAGACACAGGAGGAGAUGAUCUUUGAGGUAGUGGAUUCUGUUGAAGAUGAAUCUGUUGAAGAUGUCUCCACCACAGAGAGGCCUGGUAGAAGGAGGUCGGCCAGAGGAAACAAAGAAGAUAAAAAGACACCCACUUCCACAGUUGCAUGUAUAAAACCCGUCAGGGAAGAGGAAUCUACGUCCGAGAUCCUAGACUCAGUGGAGGGUAAGACUGCCAUGAACAAACCGACCAUCACAACAAGAUCAACCAGAGGAAGAAGGGAACCUAAAGAAGACGUCUCAAAAAAAGAAAAGACACCAACGAGAAGGAGGCCGACACCUGCCAGAGAUUCUCAGGAACCAAACAAGGAGGAACCUCUGCAGACUGAAGAGACAGGCCCCACGAAAGAGAGCACACCAACAAAGAAGAGUGAGGAGAAUGCUACCUUUACAGUAGUAGACCCAGUGCAGGAUGAAGUUAUAGGGGAUGAACGGGCCAAAACUCCGGAAAAAAGAAGAAGGGGAAGACCAAAGAAGGACAGUAAAGUAACUAAAAAACAAGCUGCCAUGAAGAAUGCUGCAUCUAGUAAAGUGGCUGAUGAAGAGGAGGCCAUUUAUCAGAUUGUUGACUCGGUUGAGGAUGACAAUGAGCCCCCCAAAGACCAAAGUACAGAAGAGCCAACAGUGCCUAAAGACGAUAAAGACUCAGCAUUGCCAAAAAAUGCAGAUGAGGCGGAGGAAGAGCCGUUGUAUCAGAUUGUAGAUUCUCUAGAAGACGAUCAAGUCCGAGAAGACCCAACAAAUGCACAAUCAUCAGACAGAGAGACAAAGCAGCGAGAGGCACUCGGUAAAAAAGCAGACGCUCUCACAUGCGGCGCUAUGGCUGCGGAGGUGGCCGAUAAAGAGGAGUGUUUGGAUCACACUGCUGAGGUUAGUGCUGAAGAAGGGUCUGGUACAGAAACGAAGGAAGAGAAACCAAAAACAGAUACUAAAGAGGCCACUGGGUCUCAAAGUGACGCUGCUGCUGCACCAGAAGAAAAGACAAAUCUGGAGGAAGACACCCAGGAGCUGGUCACUCUGGAUGAGGUGGGAGCAGAUGAUGAUGGGGAGGAAAGAGCAGUGGAGGGUCAGCACUGGAGCAGGGAGAUCACGGAGGGAGAACCUGCAGAGCUCGUCACUCUGGAUGGGAUUGUUGAAGAAGAUGAGGAGGAGGGGGAAAAGGCAGAGGAAAACACAGUGGAGCCACGCCCACCAAUACAGGAGAGCCAAUUAGUGGAGGCCUCAAACAUAGAGACUUUGGCGACAGCAGCUGAGGUAGAAGAGGAAGCAGAGAAGACAUCAGGAUCUGCUAAACGCAAAUAUGAUAAAACAGAGGAGAGCGUGAACUUUGUGACAGUGGACGAGACUGAGGAGAAGGAGGCGGUAAUUACCAGAACAAGAGGUCGACCCAGGAAGAGAACCAGGCAGACCCCCGUGAGAAAAUCUGCUAGAGGGAAACCAGAGAUGACAAAAGAUGAGACAGAAGAGGAGGAAACAACAGAACCACUGCCUCCAGCUUCUGUUAAUCCCACUUCAUCACAGGACCGAGACUCAUCUGUGCCGCCAGGUGACGGCCAGGCGGAGACCCAGAGGACCGAGGAGGAAGCAGAGACCCAGCCUGAUGCUGCACCUGCCCCUGCUGGACAGCAGCCGGAGCCCAAGUGUCCUGAUAAAGAGACAGAGGGAGAGGAGAAGGAUGGAUGGAGCACGGUUGGCAUUAAAGUUGUGGGUAAACGCAGGAGGGAGCUUGUCGGACCUGAGGCAAAGCGAUCUCGCUCUCAGUCUCCAUGUGUUGUAUCAGACUUCAGACUGCCUCAGUUGAACCCCAAUAGCCCCCUCGGUCAGGAGUUUGUGAUCCCAAAAUCAGGAUUUUUCUGUAACAUCUGCUCUGUUUUCUACCUGAAUGAGAAGACCGCCAAGGAACUCCACUGCUGCAGCAAGAAACACUACGACAACCUGCAGAAAUAUUAUGAGAAACGUCGACAAAGCGCUUCAAAAACGUCAUCUCAGACGUCUCCGGGCUCCGUUUCUGAUUGAUGGACCUGAUCUACUGAUUAUUUUAACACAUCACUGUGGAGAACAAGCCAUGGUCAUUCAUCCUACUAGUUCAGAAACUAAACUAAUUGCCAUGUGACACAUUUUGUUGUAAAUGAUAUGUCUUCAUUCAUGAAUUGUCUCGCAGCCUUUCAGUUAAUGCUUCUGUUUUUGUUUGUACAAGCUGGUGAAGAGCACCAUUUUAAAAUUGUGUUAUUAUUUUAUCUUUUAUGUGAAAAUAUUAUUGAAAAAUGUAUUAAUUUACUUGACAGGUCAUCAGGAGGUACCUGACAGGUGUUGAUAGUUUUUUUUAUUUUUAUUUUUGCUCAUUUAGAUCUUUGGCUUCAGUUUCUUUAGAAGAAAAGGGUCCAUCAACCUGAGUGUGUCUCACAUUUUCCAGAUUCACUGGCUCAAGUUUGAAGCUGAACAAACCACCUAAUUCAGUCAGAAGGUGUGAGGUUCAAAAUGAGAAAGCUGAACUCUUGAUAAGAAAGGUUUAAGAGAAUUUAAGAGUAGUGUCUCUGUCGUUGUUUUCACUCUUUAACCCAGCAUUUUAACAUUGAGACAGUAAUAUUAUACAUACCACAUUUCAUUACAUGGCAAAUCAGUGUGCUUAACAGAGAAGAACACAAAAUCUUGGUUUACGAUGCCUAAUGGAAAACGGCAAAAUAUAAUUUCAAAAAAACAAUGUCACCUUACUGCCACCAGAGGUCAGUAAAUAAAGCCCAGAGUUUGUUUGAGGUUGGUUGAAGGCACUGAGGUGUAAAUACACUGCGUGCGCAGGUGGAGCAGUGCCUUGUGAGAACAGCACGUCUGCUUAACCUCCUCUCAUAGUAGGUGUGGGGCUGGAGAUGUGGGAAAGCACUCAGCAAUGAGCCUGAGAGGAAGCACUCCACAACUGGACACAAAGACCCCAAAACACAAACAGGACAAGUAGACCAUCAGUGGUACAUUUAUUUUAAAUAAAUCAGUCCCCUCAUCAGAGUAUGUGAUUCUUUCUCACGCACCUUUGUUUUGUGUCACCCUUUUCUUUCAUCUUUGCUAACACAGAAUUCCUGACUAUCUUUCUGGUGUGCUAUAAUUUUAUUUUUUUUUAUAUAAGAUAAGAUAACUGUUAUUCCACAUGUGGGAAAUUUGUUUUGUUACAGCAGCGAAAAUUAAGAAAAAAUACUGGAAUAUAUGAUAAUAAGAAUAAGAUACUGUACACAAUAAAACAGAAUAAAAUACAGUUUAGU